AUAAUUAUGUGGUUAGCUUUCUGAACACGGAUGUACCUUUAACAGAGUCUUAUAAACUUACUUAAUAUUAGUUAAAAGGGUUGGCUAGAACGAGACUAGAACAGAUAACCCGAUGAAGUGGUUGUUAUAAAGCUUUCAGACGGAAGAUAAGAACAAACCAUAGGCAAAGUCACACCACGUAGUCACGUAGUAGUCAUGCUUAAUCCACUGUUAAUGUUAGUUUGCUCAAGUACAGUAUAUGCAGCCAUAUGGAGACCAAGUGCUACCACUACAUUUCAAUGGCAGCUCAAUAGUGGCCACAUAAACACACAUGUCGAUGCACAUGUUUAUGAUGUGGAUUUGUUUGAUGUGUCUACAAGUACAAUACAUUCACUUCAAAGAUCUGGGAAGAAAGUAAUCUGCUAUUUUUCUGCCGGAUCAUAUGAAAAUUGGCGCUCUGAUCACAGUGCUUUCCCAAGUGAUGUGAUAGGCCAUAAACUUGAUGGUUGGAAUGAGAAAUGGCUUGACAUAAGAGAUGGCAGAGUUAAGAGUAUUAUGUCUGCUAGAUUAAAGAAGGCUCAAGAUAAAGGAUGUGACGGAGUAGAACCUGACAAUGUCGAUGGAUAUACCAAUGACAAUGGCUUUCACCUAACUGCACAUGAUCAGCUGACUUAUAACAAAUGGCUAGCAACAGAAGCACACAAUCAUGGGCUCUCAGUGGGCUUGAAGAAUGAUGUGGACCAGAUACAGGAGUUAGAAUCACAUUUCGAUUGGGCUUUGAACGAAGAGUGUGUUCAUUACAAUGAAUGCAAAAAAUACCAACCAUUUAUAGACGCACACAAGGCUGUAUUUCACGUUGAAUAUGUAGACAGUCAUAGUUCUGGUUCCAGCAAGAAGGGUUCUGUCUGCCACUCAAGUCGUCGUCCACGACAAUUUAUCACACUUAUAAAAGACUGGGAUCUUACAGAUUGGAGAAUGACAUGCUGAUUUAAUGUUUCACAGUUCACUUGUCAUAAAGGUUGUCUCUAUUCAAUAUCUAUAUUUGUCCCUAUCUAACAAAAAGGGUUAUAAAGGUGAGGGAACUGUUGAUUUCUUGGGACACACAUUUAUCGACUAGAUGUAGGCGCAUCAUUCAUUCCAAGUUACUACACACACAUUUAUCGACUAGAUGUAUGUGCAUCAUUCAUUCCAAGCUACUACACACACAUUUAUCGACUAGAUGUAGGUGCAUCAUUCAUUCCAAGCUACUACACACACAUUUAUCGACUAGAUGUAGGUGCGUCAUUCAUUCCAAGUUACUACACACACAUUUAUCGACUAGAUGUAGGUGCAUCAUUCAUUCCAAGCUACUACACACACAUUUAUCGACUAGAUGUAGGUGCAUCAUUCAUUCCAAGUUACUACACACACAUUUAUCGACUAGAUGUAGGUGCAUCAUUCAUUCCAAGUUACUUAUUAACCAAUUAAUCUAUGUCAUUCAAACUUUGGUGAAAUAUUCACAAGAUGUCUGCAUCCGGUCUCAAGUGUGUUUCCGGGAGUAAUCUAUAUGGAUUCUGCUUUUAUAGGAGGUAUGCUUCUUCUAUUGAAAACCCCACUGACUACUUGUGCGUAUGGUUUUUGCAAAUGUGCAAUUUAAUUUGAAAUUUCACAACAGUCAAAAUCAGGAUUAUAUGUUUAUGUUUUCAUUUGAUCAAUGGUGUGCAUUCGGAAUUGGGACGUUAAAGUCGAAGUCCUGUCAUGUAAAGGGUUACAAUCACUGUUUCACCCUCUGUCGUUAAAAGACCCUUGCAAUAAUUUGAGGAAGGGGGCCAGUAUGUGAGCGCAAGACAUUUUGACUAAAUCGUUUCGUGGCCAUAGUAUCACCUGGGCUAAAAAUUUUGGAGUCAAGUUUACGUUUGGGCUAAUUAUUUUUGUUUAUCUGUACAGGUACAUUACAGGUAAAAUUUAUCAAAUAUGAAAUAUGUCAGAUAUGUAUUAAAAUAUUAUUUUGAAAAUACUACCUACAUAAAAAUUCGGUCAUUAGGAAAUCAUGCUUGUUUGAAAAAAAAGAACUUGAAGUUUUGCACCACUUAAUGGAAGGAGUUUACAGUCAAGAUCAGGCAGUAUCACAAGAUUAUAUUUUUUAAAGACUAUUAGCUAUAAAUUCAGGACCUGGACCUAUAAUAGUAUGCUGACAAUAUAUUAUGUCCCAGCCUUAACCAAUCUUUGAAAAAAUCUAUUGAAUAUACUUUUUAUAUCUUAUCCUAUAGCUGUUUUAUACCUUCACGUUGUCCCUAGUUUUGAACAAUAUUUAGUGCUAUAGACUUAUGUUACUAAAAAUCCUACGUUUACCUCCCAGUGGUGAGCAAGCACCGUCUGGCAAUCGGAAGUGUUACUAGUAUAUAAAACAAGAACAUGUUAUGAAUACCAUGCCAUUUCUUACAUAUAGAAUGUUAAUGUAUAAAUACAAUGCCAAUUAUUACAUAUAGAAUGUUAAUGUAUAAAUAAAAUGAAGAUACACGUACAUGGAA
Mytilus californianus (California mussel) is the source of this 2489-nucleotide messenger RNA. RefSeq lists its product as uncharacterized. The transcript is spliced from 4 exons. The record is from RefSeq and is a predicted model, not a curated record. NCBI's taxonomy places the organism in Eukaryota, Metazoa, Mollusca, Bivalvia, Mytilida, Mytilidae. The coding region runs from base 196 to 966 and encodes 256 amino acids.